Penaeus chinensis is the source of this 6972-nucleotide messenger RNA. RefSeq lists its product as uncharacterized. The record is from RefSeq and is a predicted model, not a curated record. The transcript is spliced from 14 exons. NCBI's taxonomy places the organism in Eukaryota, Metazoa, Arthropoda, Malacostraca, Decapoda, Penaeidae. The coding region runs from base 272 to 2707 and encodes 811 amino acids. Gene Ontology annotation, biological process: nervous system development. Gene Ontology annotation, molecular function: signaling receptor activity. Gene Ontology annotation, cellular component: external side of plasma membrane; signaling receptor complex.
UCCAGGUGACGGCGCCCUUGGAGUGCGGAACUGCCUGCUCGCGCGCCAGCAGUGCGCCGACGACCCCUCCUGUCGAUCUGUGCUCGAGAUCAUUCCACGGGUGUGCGGACCCGAGAACGUGGCGUGUUCAACGGUGACGGUGAACAAGUGUCUGGCGGCCCUGCGCACGAUCCAGGGCUUCCCUUACUUCCAGCCCACCUGCCUGUGCCGGGAGCCCCACCUGGACCGCGAGUGCAACGUCUUCAGGGAGUUCCUCUUCGACCAUCCGUGCAUGUUCGUCGAGAAUAAAGGUCUCCUUGGUGAAGAUUGGACGGUCGAUGAUAUGGUUAAAACAGGUGUUAUAAGUGCAGACGAAUCUCCUUACACGGUGCACGCCCUCCCUCUCUGCGAGUACGCCCUCAACGCCUGCGAGCUCCUGCCGGGGUGCAUCACGCUCUACGACCAGUUCCUCGAAGACUGUCGCGUCAAGGAUGGCCAGUGCAGGAUGAAGAACGCGAACAAGUGUUUGAAUUCCUGGACGAAGCUGAAGGCGUCACCAAUGUUCGGCUGCAUCUGCCCGACCGACCAACAAAAGCGGAAGUGCCAGCAGAUCUAUCGCAUCGUCCACGACAACCCCUGCGUGGAUACGUUUCCUGUCUCCUCUGCACAUCCUUCCCCAGGCCAGGGCGGUGCGGGGUUGUGGGGAAUAGUUCUCCCCCCACCCCCCACUCCGCGCCAACCCUACCCCUACCCCCCACACAAACGGCCUCGCCCCCCACACACCCGCCCUCGCCCCCGCCCACACUUCCCCUGGCCACCCACUCCCCUGCCCCCGCAUGUCACCUUCAUAACGGCAGAGCCCCUGCCCGCCUAUUCGGCCCAAACGCACAAUGUUCUCACCGUAGACCGGCACACAACACGGACUCCCGGUAACUCUCAUGGGUCAUUUGCAGUCAGCGCUAUUCCCCGCGAUAACUCGUCCCUCGACGCCAUGGACACUCAGAUCCAAACCCCUCUCGUGGAAGGCGACGAGGGAGGCCACCGCCAGAACGAGACGCGAGUCGACGGCUUGCUGGGCAGUGAGCGCCCUCGCUACCCCGACGACCCUGAUGCAAGUAACACGUACGCCUCGCCGGGUCCGCUGCCGGUGCUGCACUCCACCUGCCAGACGGCGCUGACGGACUGCCUCGCCGACAUCAGCUGCAGGAGGCUCCUCGACCCCGUGCUGGCCCGCUGCGACAACGACGAGUGCAACAGAGAGACUUGCAUGAGCGAGUUGCAGACUUUCUACCGCAAUGUCCAGACGCGAUGGGGACACGAGGUGGCGUUUUGCCUUUGCAAGAAGAGCAGCACGACGGCCAACGAGUGCCUGAAAGCCCAGGAGAAGCUCCACCCUGCUUGUGCACGUAGGCCGGCCGGGCAGGUCCUCAUGCUGUGCAACCGACUCGCUGAAACGUGCAAGGAGGAUGAUAGUUGCAGACACCGCCUCGAGUUCUACGAGCAGGCGUGCGCCGUGGACAGCGACACCCGCCGCUGCGCAGGCCCCACAGCCGAGUGCAGACGCGCAGUGUUGGGUAUUCUGGGCACGCAGCUGCGCAACCUCUGCACCUGCGCAGCUACGGGACCCAGAGAGACCUACACCUGCAUAGACUGGCAGCGGAUCCUCUGGUUCAACCCUUGCGUCGUGGAGGCCCAGACGGACUACCACCGGGACAUGCUGAGCACCCUGGACCCUCGGGAGGAGCUCACGACCAGCCCCAACAUCGUGUUCACGUCCAUCGUCACGACGGGCGUGAUCAGCGAACCGGUGCAGAGCAACGGCAAUCCCUCAGGCACGCGGCCGGUGGUCAUCUACCCUCCGUCAGGCACGACUUCGACGCUGCCCACGCGCGCGCCCAGGACGACCACCACCUCGACGACGACUACGACCACCACCACCGUCCCACCGAAGUACUGCGUGAAGACCCACGGCAACAGCGAGAAGGUGGACUACAUCAUGGAGGGCGGCGGGAGGCGCUACUACAAGAGCGAGGAGGAGUGUUCGGAGCUGUGCAUCUGCCACGCCGACGAGAAGCUGGCCUGCAGCGUCCUGGAGUGCGUCGAAGCCAAGCCCUGCGAGACCGACUUCGCCGUCUACGCCCACGCCGCCCCCGCCUACCAGGCCAUGCGCGGGGAGUGCUUCUGCUACUCGGGCUCCUUCAUCUGCGUCAGGCCCGAGCAAAAAGAAUACGAGGUGGACUAUGGAGUUUACCUGUUCCUUGGCUACAGCAAAAAGGAGGAGAAGUUACUGAAGCCUUACACCAAAACUGCCUCGCUGGUUGACGCCGCCCUGGUCAAGCUCGGCAAGCUGGUGCGAGACACGGCGGAGAUUAUGAAUGGCACGGCGUGCAAGCUGGAUCUGAUCGAGCACAUCGGCGAGAACAUCAUCCUCCAGGCCACGCUCGAGGAGUUCGACUACACUCGGGAUAACAUGUCCGCGAUCAUGCUUCACAAGGAGAAGGAGGAGUGCGAGGACUCGGUGACGGAGGUGAAGAACAUGAUCAACGAGCACGACCCCGAGAUCCGCGCCGACAUGGCCCUGUCUCUCCUCAUCCUGGCGGAGGUGCAGGUGCGCGUGCCCCCGCUGCCCGCCGCCGCCGCCAUCGCGCACUGCCCGCCCCUCGUCCUUCUCGCCACUCUCGCGCUUGCCGCCCUGGCCGCGGCGGAACACAUGCUGUUGGCCUCGUGAUAGAAGUGGCUGCCUAUGCUUGCAGUUUAUUAGAGAUGCCUAGGUAGCAUUUUGUUACUGAGUUGUGCAUGCGUCAAGUGCAUGCUGAGCCCAGUCGCCCACCCGGGCCGUGCGCGUGGUUCACGUGGCCAGUAGCUUCCAUGAACCUCCCCUUUAUACUAGUUUUGUACCGCACCGUGACGCCCCCGAGGCCGUGCCCGCGCGAAGGCUGCCCCUGCGCCCUCACUGAGCCCCACCCUGAUGCCCGGCCCCGAGGGAGGCGGGCAGGCAGCUGGCGCAGGGGCAGCAGCCUGCUCGGCAUUACCAACUCUUUUGUAUUGUCGUUUAUUUACAAGUCGUGUCGCGGCAUCUCGGUGCCGGAAACAUGUGACGAGAGUUGACGAAAGCGAUGGUCGAGGGAGUACCAGUUGCUAGAGUGAUGGUGGCAACGCUCACUGCCUUACUGUACCAUUCCCCAGCGAGCCAGGGGCGCCGGAGGGCCUCCCCCGGGCCCCGCGGCUCCUGUUCACGGUGGGUUCCUGGCCCCGCUGCUGUUGGCUGCCCGCCCACCCCAACCCACCCCGCCCUACACACUUCUACAACGCCACCAGUCACCAGCUUGCAGGGGAACCAACACAACUCUUUCUGCUGCAUUCAAAUAAAUAUCACGGUUGCCUUACAGAAAGUUUGAAGUUUAUAAUAUGUGGUAAAUAUUUCAGUAUUUUUUCUCUUGUUUUGUACAUUUCAUUUUUUAUUGUGGUAAAUGAUGUACACUGGAAAGGGAGCUCAAAGGUUGUGUACUUUUCCUCUGAAGUUGGUCAUUACCGUCCAGCUUGUCGGAAUGUGGACUCGCCCAAGUCUUGGGAAACUCCAAUGUGUCGAAGUCAUGACAAUAAGUGUCAUAUUGGCAAGAAAUGUUAUAUAAACAAGACUCUGGAGUCCAAGCCAUCAUAUUAUUUUAUUGAACUUCUGGCAUGUUUUUUUCUCCUUCAAAGGAGUGUUCGUCGUCAGUCUAGGCACUGGCGGACCGACUGAAUGUGCUUUGUAGUGCAGUUGGUGACGUCAUGGCAUAGCCGGAAUUCGUGCACUCUGCAAAAAACAUGCCGUGUAAGUUCUCUAGUUCACCAUGCCCUGUCUAACUUGACGUUGAAGUCCAUUCUUUUCGUGUUAUUUCAAGUUCACUGUUUCAAGGGCGUUACUUUUUUCUCUCUUGAGUUUGCAAGAGAAUCGAUGCCCCGGGACGCUAGCACACAGGCCGACCAACAGCGUGUGCUUUCCUUUUUUCUCUAUUUUUCUUUUUUGGUUUUAGAAGGGGACUCGUGCAUACUUUCUGGCAUCAUUGCUCAACUCUGUUGACCCUAAUAUCAGCACAGUGACAAGCCCUGGACAUUCUACUUUUAACUACUGUGCUAUCCUCUUGUCUUUCUUAGUUGCUACAAAGAAAUAUGCAUAUCAUCAAUAUUAGUAUUUCACCUUUAGGUAACUAAGAAUGGUAUUCCAUUGACUCUGGGGUCAAACAGCUAAAUGAAAUGGUUAAUGGUUAUUCAGAAAUAGUAUAUUUAUUCUGAUGCUGUCUGUGACUGCAUUGUUACACAUGCCAAUUGAACAUCACUUUGCGUUUCAUAUGAUAUUGUUGAAUACUGAUUAUGUGAUUUAGCAUAGUUUUCUUCUUUUUUUGGUGAAAUAAGGAUAUAUUGAUAUUUGAAAAAAAAGAGCACGAGUUAUAAGUACUGGUAUACAUUUAUCUAGUUACAGGAUUUGAUAGAUUUAUCUAGUUGAUAAAUAUAACAUAUCAUCAUCUAUUGCUUAGAUUCCCUUUGUUUUUCUAACAAACUAAUCAUCAUUUGUAAAGCGUAGUGUUGACUCAUGUUUUUGUUAGUGGAUAAUAACUUAAUUUAGGGAAUGUGCAUUUUUUAAUCAGGCACAGCCCUUACUUUAUACGAAAUUUCUACCUUUACAAUGGUCGUUCAUUUCUAUUUCAUAUUUAGAUCAAGCUCAGAAAGUAUGCAGUGAAGGGGAAAAAAAAUCAUUCAUAAAAUAUCAUAUUUCUGCAAUCUUGUGUUUUGUAGUUAAUAAAAAAUAAAAAAAAGAAGACUUAUAAAGACUUGUUUCCUCUCAAUCGCAGUUGUGGUUCUUCAGUCUUUCGUAUCAUUAUUAUUGUUAUGAUGAUUCUGGCUAGCAUCUUAGGGAUGUACAUGAUCUUUGGGGAAGAGACGCGAGAAAAUGAUUUCUGUAUCAGGUGAUCCGCCCUAGUGUUCUUGUGGGGACGACUAGGACCACUGUAACUACUUCUGCUGGUAUUUAGACCAUUAGAACUUUGAUAUUUCAAAAUAAAAAAUGUGUAUCAAUGAGAUAUGUGUCAGAACCACUUCACAUGCUAUAUGUGUUGUACAGUGUAUAUAUAAUUAGGAGAGGUAUAAUAAAUAUAUUGAAAGGUCUAGUAGGGUCAGAAGCUAAUAAUAAACUCAGUAUGAAGAAAGUGUUCCCUUCUAUACCAAUUUCCGUGAAUGUUAUUCCUAAGUAAAGCAAGUUGUUGUUGAAACAGCACAAGCAUUUAUGAAGAGAAAAUUGCAGAUUAAUGUUUGUAUAUACUAUAAAUAUUGUUAUGUACAUCACAGUGUACAAUUUCAGGUUGAACUGUUGUCUAAGGUUUUAAAAAUCUAUUACUCCUCCUCCUCUCGAAAGCUGUUUCACUCCAUUAACUUAAGUUUCACCUCUCAUGGCGUUCAUCUGGUGUUCUCAGAGUUAGAACUUUGGUGUAAAAGAAAGAUCAGCUCUUCAGAUAGGUGGUCACCGACUGUUCCUAGCACAAGAAGCUUCCUACCACUUCAGGACGUGCACCUAUCAACUAUCUACCGACAUGAAGCUCCUUUUUAUCAACUAUCCUUCAACUGAAUUUUCAAUGCCUUUUACUCGAAGCAUCCUUACUCUAUCCUAGACCAAACACUUCCAAAGUAGUUAAAAAAAAAAGACCUUCCCUUUAUUUUUCAUUAAUAUUUGUUUGUUUUAUUGACGAAACAUAUUUCCUGUAGAUAAACCUUCCAGUCCAAAUUUUUCUUCAAUGGCGAGGCCACAAUGUAAGUUUUGUGUCCCCUUUUCUGGAAGGCUGCAUGUUUGUUUUGUAUUCAGUGUUGAAAUAAAACUGUGCUAAGAAUUUUAAAAUAUAUAUAAAUAACCACCUUGCUAUCAUCCAUGUUAUUUGUUUGUGUAAUCAAGAUUUAUAAUUAUUCUUUGUUGGUGACUUGUACGUCACAUUUGAAGUGAAUGUGCUGAUACAUUUUUAUUGUUUAAUAUUACUCUAUGUAAACACUGUUUGCUCUCCAAGCUCAUUAAAUGACAUAACUUUUGUUGUUUUACACCGUGACUUUGUAAAACAUUGAUGGUGAGUCCUAUUUUGUUGUACUAUACUGUAUUUCACCGACAACUGAGGGAGUAAUGGAUUGGGCUAUCAGACCAUAUAUAAGCAUUGUCUUGGUACGAUGGGUCUGGUAUAUGUGUCUAUGUAUGUUUAUAGACUUAUGCAUACAUAGACACACACACACACGAUAUAUUUAAGUAGAGUAGAAUAUACCAGUCAUCUCUCUUGUUUACAAAGGAUCAUGUGUCUGGGGUUAAUGUGGAUAUAAGUGGAACUCAGCUUUUUCAUCACACGCUUGUGUUUGUGUAGUUGCAAAACAAGGCUCAUUCAUGGGGGAUAGUUUGUUGUCAUGUACUUUAGUGCCUAUUCAGUGUAUUGAGUGUCUGCUUACAAUUAGUCAGCACUUAUUUUUUUCACUCCAAGAACAGCCAAGUAAAAACUCGGUUAAGCCCUUUAUAGUUUGCAUUUCUGCUGUAUGGAUGAGUUGAUUCAAAAUCAACCUUUUUGUCUCUUCAUAUCUGAAGUUACUUUGUUCCUCUUUGAACUGAUCAAAAUAUGUAAACAUCACAGAUAUAUAGAUAAUGAAUUUCAUUGCAUAUCAUAGCUUCGAUGAGUCUUAAGAAAUGUUUAUAUUUAUAUAUCAUAUAGAUAAGAGAAAUCCUGUGAAGUCCGACCUCAAGGGGCACCUGCAAGGGCCAAUGACCGUCGAAAGUUGAAUCGAAGAGCCAACCAUUGAUGAUUCUCUCUUGCUUCCCUCCCGGAGCUUCUCUCAGUUGCCGGAUCGUUCUCUUUGUCGUCACCUUCCCGAAUGAACUUUGCAUUUUUCCAGCCAAACUGAUUUUCUCGCAGAGCAUUGUGAACUGUGUUGUAAAAUGUCCCAUUGAUGGCAUGUUAAAAAAUUUAAAAGAAAUAAAUCCUAUCGUUUUGC